CCUCGAGUCGCUCUCCUCCGAUCUUUCCGACGACAGUGAUACCGGCGACCAAAACACCGAAACGCCCGAUCCACCGACCGCGCCGACUCCGCAUCUGCCAAGGCGGAGUCCGCACGACAAACCUCCCCUGCCCGUGCCCCCCAAGCCAGAGGACGAGAGCAGGCGGGCCGAGAAGCCGAGCACCGGCGCGGUGGUCACCACGGGUGCGUUCUUUACCCGCGCAACGCUGCGGACAACUGGGGAUGUUUGAGAAUCCAAUACAGAGAACGCUAGACGGCGGGGGGAUCCGCGUGGGCGGGCGGGUUAGAGUGCUUAGUUUGGACAAAAAGUGGUACAGCGCCGUGGUCCUGGUAAUCAAGGCCGGCAGGGCACUGGUGCAUUAUCCGGAGUGGGACCACAGCUACAACGAGUGGGUCGGGGUUGAGUCGCGGCGCCUGAUGUACAAGGGCAAGGUUUCGGAGGAUGUCCAGGACGAAGCAUGGUGCGAAGACGACAGUGCUGUGGAUAUCGAUAUUGAACAGGCAAUCAGCGAUGCGUACGGGCUUGGGCAGGAGGAUGACGUCGAGGGCGACGAUGAGAAUGUAGGAAUGGCAAGCAGCCCAGCACUGAAGCCUGUGCCAUCAAGCCGCCCCCGCGGGCGUCCCACCAGCAGCCGCAACCGGCGAGUGGCAGGAAAGAACAGGGCGCCAGCUACAAAGCGCAAACGCAAGCAAGCCCCCAAAGCGCCCGAGCCAGCAGCUGAGGCUCCUCCAGCUGAAAAUACUGUGGCAGAAGAACCUGCCCCUCAAGUCCCAAGGGAGCUGCGCAUCGCUGCAGUUCGCGUAUUCCGACCCAACCACAACCCGUAUGCGCGGUUCCCGCAUCCCAGCACCAGCUCUGAUUCGGAUUCCGCCCACGAGAUCGCCGGAGAUUGUCCGCUCCAGACCGACGCUGACGAUUCCCCCGCCAAGCGCAGUCGGGUUCAGAAAGAGAAUGCAGGUGAUCUGGAUGAGUGGCGUAGCAACUCGUAUGUCACCACCGGUGCGUUUAUGACCCGGCGCGCAGUCAAAUGCCUAGCCAAUGAUUCCUCGGGCGGCAUCAUGCAGGACCACCACGGGUACUAUCCGGGCGAACUGGCCGAGGUCCUGAAUGCAAACCGCAAGUGGUAUGUGGGCCGAGUGAUCUCGUAUCUGGACAAAAAGUUCCUCGUGCACUACGCUGAGUGGGGCCACGGACACAACGAGUGGAUUGCGGCAGGCAGCAAGCGCAUGCGCAAGCUGCGCGAAUCGCCCAUGGCCUGCCUGCCUGGGUAUGCUGAGCUCCUGGCCGAGACUGAAGAGCAGGCGCGCAAGAUCUGCGCAGCUCUGGUAGACGAGUACAACAAGCACGUUGAGGAGCUGGAGCAGCAGAAGCGCGAGAAAGACAAGGCCAAGCGCAAAAGCAAGCCACGGAAGGCUCCUGUCAAUGCGCGGGUCACUAGUCUGACCAGCAGCAACCUCGCUGCUGAGACCUCUAAUGCACCAGCCUCCGCUUCUGAGGAGGAGAUGGAUGAUUUGCCGGAUGUAGACCCGAUCUCAGUGGACAGCGGAUAUAAGCCUGUACCGCAUCUGCUGCGUGUCAAGGACUACGCACACGUAUAUCACAAGGGCAUGAUGAUUGCAGCGCGCGACCGCAACAGGCUAUGGUGGAAGGCUGAGAUCACCGAUGUGAAGACGUUCCGGAUCCGUGUGCACUAUAUUGGAUUCAGUCGCCGCUGGGACGAGUGGAUGGAGAUGAACACGCAGCGCAUUAUGCUCGCGACUGAGCAGCCAGACACUGCUGCCAACGCCGAACCACCAGUGCCAGCGACGUCUGCCGAGAACGACUCACAGGCCAAAUUAAGACUGGACACUGGACCAGAACGACGACGACGGGCAUUCGAGGGCAUCCGAGGUGUCCACAGCUGAGACACACUAUGACGCAGCACCCGCUCCCAAGGCAUUC
Molecule: messenger RNA, 1962 nt
Organism: Linderina pennispora
Lineage: Eukaryota; Fungi; Kickxellomycota; Kickxellomycetes; Kickxellales; Kickxellaceae
Exons: 1
Coding region: 243-1925 (560 amino acids)
Source: RefSeq, a predicted model, not a curated record